UGUUAAAAUGUGAACUUCCAAAGUUAUUGAGAUAUCUUUUAACCAGUGUUUUCGAGUCAUGAUUUCGCUAAUACGUUUUGCUCAGUUUUCCAUUUUAUUUUCCUGGUUUUUGUUACUAUCGCGUGGCACGGCAUUUGGUGCUACAAUCUUUACUGGAAGUCCGAAAUAUAACAUCAGUCAGCGAACCCUUAUCAACGAUGCACCCUAUCAAGUGUCGGUACGUUUGAAGGUGUAUGAACAAUUGGGCGGCUACGGCUAUGGCCAUCUAUGUGGCGGCGCUGUUAUAUCACAGAAGACCGUAGUUACAGCAGCGCAAUGCGCUUUGAACACCGCAGUUAUGACGCGCACCUAUCGUGAUCCCGAAGAAUACACGUUGGUUAUGGGCGGCAGUUUUCUGCUGGAGAAGAAUGCAUACGUAUUGCAAUAUGAUGUACAGGAAAUCUUGCCACAUCCCCAAUUCAAUUCGACAUCUUUGGAUAAUGACAUAGCACUGCUGUUUAUUGACGGUGAGAUACCUUGGCUUUGGCCUACAGUCAGGCCAAUUUCCUUACAAACCAUUGCAGUGGCAUCCAAUAGCACAUGUCGCUUUGGUGGUUGGGGUAAGAUGAUAUGGCAACAAAGCAGUCUCUCUGAUGUACUGCUAAUGGCGUCCAUUCCCAUGGUCGGCUAUACUGCCUGUUAUAAAAAUUACGGUUUCAUUCCAGUCGGGAUGUUGUGUGCAGGCUACAUGCAAGGCGGUGUUGAUGCUUGUGAAGGCAAUUCUGGCGCACCGCUGGUGUGUAACGGUCUGCUUACAGGUAUAGCUUCAUGGGGCAUUAGUUGCGGUCGUCCGGGAUAUCCGGGUAUCUAUACGAAUAUUUCCAAUUAUAUAUCUUGGAUUCAAACUGUAAAUACUUCAGUGAAAAGCAGUGAUACCAUCAGCUCGGAAAUAAGCUCUUCUGGUACCUCGAAACUUAUGGCCGAUUUUUUCACUGCUUUUAUGUUUUAUGGUUUUUUUGAGCUUACUGAAUUCGGAUUAAAAACAUUUAUUUAA
Molecule: messenger RNA, 1033 nt
Organism: Ceratitis capitata (Mediterranean fruit fly)
Lineage: Eukaryota; Metazoa; Arthropoda; Insecta; Diptera; Tephritidae
Product: trypsin I-P1-like
Exons: 4
Coding region: 59-1033 (324 amino acids)
Biological process (GO): proteolysis
Molecular function (GO): serine-type endopeptidase activity
Source: RefSeq, a predicted model, not a curated record